This is a messenger RNA of Tribolium madens (black flour beetle), 3876 nucleotides long. RefSeq lists its product as uncharacterized. The record is from RefSeq and is a predicted model, not a curated record. Lineage: Eukaryota; Metazoa; Arthropoda; Insecta; Coleoptera; Tenebrionidae.
AAAUAGAUUGUGUGUCGUACGUUUAUUGUAUUCGCGUAUAUACCUACUAUUGAACAUAAAUUUAAAUGAAUUUUAAUUCGAGAUUGCAAUGCAAACGCUUUUGUAAAUUAACAGUUUUUUGAGAUUCCUACGGCUGGGGUUUUAGUUGACUGAUAAGAGUGAUAAGUAUGGAAGAAUUCAUUUUUUCUCCAAGCUGAUAAGAAUGAAACUGAUUUUUAUAUUUCAUUUAGAUAUUUUGUGCGUAUAAUGUGUAUUGUUUUCAGUGUUUGGUCCAUACAUUCAUAAUUAUGAGCGGUGAAACAACAAACAUUUUAUUUCAUAUUAUCUACCAAGAACAAGAAUGUACUUUAGAGCUAUUUAAAUAUGAUACUGUGGGAGAUUUAAAAAAUCAAAUAUUCAAACAUUUUGGAAUAGCGCCAUAUAAACAAAUAAUUGAAUGUUGGCAUAAAACUCCUGCGAAUGAUUUGAACACUCUCAUAAGUUGUUGUAUGGAAACAGACGUUAAUGUUUUAAUAGUUUAUAAUGUUGAACAUAACAAUAUUCCACAACAAGGAAUAACUAAACCAUUUAAAAUGGCCGAAAAUGAACCUGUAGAAGUUUUAGUAGACGAAAGACAAGCAAUAUUAAGUUUUGUUCAAUACUUUUUAACUAGCUUUUCUAACAGAGGCAUAACUUUCCAUAUAUGUUGUCUACAGGAAGCCUUUACUCAAGUUUUUCAAUCGAAACAAGUUUUACUUUUGUAUCUGCAUAAUAAAAACAACAGAUUUUCACAUUUUUUUUGCGAACAACUGCUUAGUCCUGAAGUUCAAAGGACACUAAGUAAUAAAUUCUUUUUACUAUGCUGGGACAUUGAAAAAAAUGAGUACAAAAAAACUCUAAUUGAAGUUCUACAAAUUCGAAAUGAGUUGAAAAGUUUUGAUCGUUUUAUUGAAAAGAAAAAGUCUGCUGCUAUUUUAAUAAUUCCCGGCAUAAAUUCGUUGCAAGUAUUAAGUGUUAUGAAAGAAAGUAUGUCACCGUUUAAUUUUUUGUCGACACUGCAACAAGCCCAAGAAAUACUUAUUAACAAUAAUGAAGUUGAAGAUAAUUUAAAUGAGAACCAAGGAUUUAAAUUUGGGUCUAAAGAAUAUCAACAGAUGAUGCUAGAUAUGCUUGGAGAUAGAGAUUACGAUAGUUUUGAUCAUUAUGAGUUAAAAUUUUUGGAAGAAAAAAUUGGUUAUGCUUUGUAUGGUCCUCCAGAAUCAGAAACAGGAUAUCCACAAGACAAACUUAAAAAAAUUGAUUUUUUGUUUAACGUAAUAAUGAAACAAAGCAAUUUAAUUACGAAAUGGAAAGAUCGCGUUAUCAUAUCUUUCGUCUACGUAUGCAUCGAGCCUCUUCCAGAAGAAAAACUAAACCGGGCCAAAAAAUUCGAUAAUUCCGAUUUGACUCCCUUUCCUCUUUUUAUUCUCAGAAAAUGCAAACGUAGUAAUAACCCUUGUCGGAUCAUUAUAGACGACACGGGACGUGUUUACAAUUCUUGGGAUGAGUAUCUUGCACAAAAUAAACUCCCCAAGUGUGAAAUUAUUUUCCCAAAAGAUGGACGGUAUAGAAGCGAUGAUAGCGGAAACGUGAUUUUAGGAAGACAACUAUCACCAGAAUGUGAUAUUACAAAUUCUAUUCUGAAAGGAACAGACAUUGCUAGUGCCGUGGGUGGAAUAGCUUCUGGAGGAGUGAUGAUUGCUGCUGCUUCAAUUUCUGCAGUAGCGGCCGCUCCUUUAGUCGUGCCGGUUGCAGGAGUAACAGGAGCUAUAAUAGGGGCCUAUUCACUUGGACGAAGUGCUCUUGGUCUUUAUGACCGGCAUAAACACAGACAGAGUUUGGAUUUUUUCGAGUCGUCUGAAGCCCGAGGAGCUUACAUUAAUAUCGUUGCGGGAGCUUUAGGUUUUGUUGGAGCUGGAGCCAACAUGGCUGUAUCUCAAUUGGCUGCACAAGGCGUUAAUAUUGGAAGAGGUGCUACUGCUACUGUUAAUACUAUCAAUAUUGUUAAUCUUGGAGUUGGCGGAGCUGGAAUUGCUAAUUCUAGUUAUGAAGUCAUAAGAAGCUGGAUAUGCGAAAAUGAAAAACCAUCACUUUUGACUAUAGUGCAAUUGAGUUCUUCUAUUCUUUUCUUUGGACAUGCUGUUUACAAUUAUAGGUCGGUUGGUGCGAUUAUUGAAGAAGCUCAAACUAACACGUUGAAAGAUUUUCGAGAUUCUUUAAGAAGUAACAGACACAGAAAAACGUUUAAUAAACUCUUAAAAGAAACUCUUCGUCAAAAUGAGGGAAACGUUCAAAAAAGUCAAGCUGAAGUAAUAUCAACGAUAAGAAAUAUUCAAAAUAAAGAUGAAGUGUUUGCUACUUUAACACGUGCUAACAGGGCAAUGAAUAGAAAUAAUGUUAGAUUUAGUGCACGUAAUGGAGAAAUUACGUUGAAUGGCGUGCCAGUAGACAUGAAAACAUUUGCAAACAUGGAGAAAAAUGAAGUUAUCACAUUUUUAACGACGCUGCCAAAUACACCAAACCCUACAACUGCCGAUAUCCGUAAUAUGGGUAUAAAUAUUCGUAACUCAUUUCCUGGUAUCAGCCCUUCCCAAGUAGCAUCAUUAGCUAUUAGUUUAGCUAAAAUUUUUGGUUCAUCAGAUUUAAGUAUCCAGGAAAAAAUUUUCAAUGCUGUGUCUGAACUGUUCAAAUACUUGUUGAGACAAGCUGGUUUAAUGGAAGAACUUGAUCGCAUAUUUUCCACCGUGGACAAAUACUUUCGCUUAUUUAAUAUGGUAAAUAAUUAUUUCCAGUCACUGAUAAACGAAGUCGAAGAAAAAUACCAAAGAUGGUUAAAUACGCGAGAUCCGCAUUUGGAAGAGCCUUACUUCGUUCGAUUAUCUCUAGAUGCUGCAAAAAGAGCAGCAGAAAUGUUUAAUUAUGUGUCUGAAACUUAUUUCACUCGAACUAAGCUUACCACGUUUGGACUAGAAAAAUUACUGGAAUAUUUUUUCACAUGGUUUACAAACCAAGUUUAUUUAUUUGAACAAAAGCAAGAAAGAAGAAAUCAAAGGCGAGAACAUAGUCAUAAACCUAGGCCAAGAAAGCUUUGUCCUGAUUGCGGGGGAUAUUUCUACCAAUUGUCGUAGAUUCAGCUAGUCCAUCAAGAACUACAGUCUCUUUAGAAUAAAGUUAUUAGUUACAAAAAAUAUUUAUUAUAAAUUGUGUUAUUACUUUUAUUUGUAAAUCUUAAGCGUGACUACAAAUAAUUUACUAUUUCAAUUUUAAAGCCAUGCUUUGUAUGUAGCCUCAAGUGUUUCGUUUAUAUACAGGGUAUUUCACGAGUGAUAAUGAGCCUGACCAAAUUUGAACUGCAACCAGUAAUACAUUUGCAUAUGCUUCAUGGAUUUUGAUUAUGAAUUUUAAAAUUAAUAAAACAUAGUUAUCGCUACUGACACAAAAAUUGACAAGACAGGAAACACAAUUUUUAAGGUUAUUUGUCUAUCUACCAUUGGAAAACACUUUAAUGAUUCACACCUUUUUGGAGCUUUUCUAUUCAGGAAACAUUGUCUUUGCAAAGGCAGAAGCAUUUUUCCCAAAUUCGCCAUAAAGGAGAAUCAUCUGUUUUCUCAUUGAUCGAAUGCAUUUUGACUUUUUGUUAAAUUUAAUGUCAGUUGUGACAAAUAAAAUUAUUGGAAGCAAAGCUAUCGUGGAUUCAUAAUCGGGUUUUCAAACAAUGCGAUAUCAAAAUAUCUACGUUAACUUUGCAAAUGUAUUGUAGGUUGUAUUUUCAAUUCCGUAAAGCUGAACAAAAACACGAUUAGCCCGUCACACCAAACUUUUAUUUUAAUAGAACAACGGGUUUCAACCACAAAGUGG